UUUAACUAGGUUCCUCAUCAUAAAAUGCAGACUCCGUUGGUUCUUUCCAGCUGUGACAUCAGACAAUCCAGGCAUCUCUAAGAGCUCUCCCUGCCCCAGAGUCGGGCGAACCCUCUCUGCAGGGGCCCAGCCCAUAUCCCGGGUUCCUUGGCAACCACCUUGACACUCUCCUGUCUCCCCAUCUCCACAGAGACCAUGACCAUGUUUGAAAAUGUCACCCGGGCCCUGGUCAGACAGCUAAACCCUCGAGGGGACCUGACACCUCUUGACAGCCUCAUCGACUUCAAGCGCUUCCAUCCCUUCUGCCUGGUGCUAAGGAAGAGGAAGAGCACGCUCUUCUGGGGGGCCCGGUACGUCCGCACCGACUACACACUGCUGGAUGUGCUUGAGCCGGGCAGCUCACCUUCAGAUCCAACAGAUACUGGGAAUUUUGGCUUUAAGAACAUGCUGGAUACCCGAGUGGAGGGAGAUGUGGAUGUACCAAAGACGGUGAAGGUGAAGGGGACAGCAGGGCUCUCGCAGAACAGCACUCUGGAGGUCCAGACACUCAGUGUGGCUCCCAAGGCCCUGGAGACCUUGCAGGAGAGGAAGCUGGCAGCGGAUCACCCAUUCCUGAAGGAGAUGCAAGAUCAAGGGGAGAACCUGUAUGUGGUGAUGGAGGUGGUGGAGACGGUGCGGGAGGUCACACUGGAGCGAGCCGGCAAGGCAGAGGCCUGCUUCUCCCUCCCCUUCUUCGCCCCACUGGGGCUACAGGGAUCUAUAAACCACAAGGAGGCUAUAGCCAUCCCCAAGGGCUGCGUCCUGGCCUUUCGAGUGAGACAGCUGAUGGUCAAAGGCAAAGAUGAGUGGGAUAUUCCACAUAUCUGCAAUGAUAACAUGCAAACCUUCCCUCCUGGAGAAAAGUCAGGAGAGGAGAAGGUCAUCCUUAUCCAGGCAUCUGAUGUUGGGGACGUACACGAAGGCUUCGGGACACUAAAAGAAGAAGUUCAGAGGGAGACCCAACAAGUGGAGAGGCUGAGCCAAGCAGGGCAAAGCUCCCUGCUCAGCUCCCUCAGCAAACUUCUAGGGAAGAAAAAGGAGCUUCAAGACCUUGAGCUCGCGCUUGAAGGGGCUCUAGACAAGGGACAUGAAGUGACCCUGGAGGCACUCCCAAAAGAUGUCCUGCUGUCAAAGGAGGCCGUGGGCGCCAUCCUCUAUUUCGUUGGAGCCCUAACAGAGCUAAGUGAAGUCCAACAGAAGCUGCUGGUGAAAUCCAUGGAGAAAAAGAUCCUACCCGUGCAGCUAAAGCUGGUGGAGAGCACGAUGGAACAGAACUUCCUGCAGGAUAAAGAGGGCGUUUUUCCCCUGCAUCCCGAGCUGCUCUCCUCCCUUGGGGAGGAGGAGCUGACCCUCACAGAGGCCCUAGUUGGGCUGAGCGGCCUGGAAGUGCAGAGAUCGGGCCCCCAAUAUAUGUGGGACCCAGACACCCUCCCUCGCCUCUGUGCUCUUUAUGCUGGCCUCUCUCUCCUUCAGCAGCUGACCAAGGCCUCCUAAUUUGCCUUUUACGUCUGCUUCAUGACUCCCUAAUACCUUCCCAACCUCGUGGUGCUGUGUCCUUACCACCUAAGGGCAUUUCAGAGCCAUCAGCUGACGACAUCUGAAAUCUCAGCUGGUGACCCAUGAUAACCAAUCUCCACCUGUCCAACCAUGUAUCACCCCCUACCCCUCCAGCUCCACGACCCACUAAGCCCAUCUGCUGAUGCUUAAAUUUUCUUUUCUUUUCUUUUUUUUUUUUUUUUUUUUGAGAUGGAGUCUCACUCUAUCGCCCAGGCUGGAGUGCAGUGGCGUGACCUUGGCUCACUGCAACCUCUGCCUCACGGGUUCAAGAAAUUCUCAUG
Macaca mulatta (Rhesus monkey) is the source of this 1877-nucleotide messenger RNA. It is a transcript of the gene GSDMA, whose product is annotated as gasdermin A. NCBI's taxonomy places the organism in Eukaryota, Metazoa, Chordata, Mammalia, Primates, Cercopithecidae. Gene Ontology annotation, biological process: defense response to bacterium; pyroptotic inflammatory response. The record is from RefSeq and is a predicted model, not a curated record. Gene Ontology annotation, molecular function: phosphatidylserine binding; phosphatidylinositol-4,5-bisphosphate binding; phosphatidylinositol-4-phosphate binding.